AUGUCCCGAUCUAAGACCAAGGGGUUUAGCAUUCUCCCAUUAAACUCUGGUAAAAAUGCUGCGAAGAAAGUCGAAAAGGUUCGAACUUUCAUCUUUGACUUACAUCGCUGCGGUGCAAUUAGUUUAUUAACAUUUUUUGCUCACCUUUGACGCAAUCUGCAUUUGCGUUUUUAAGAUAUCUAUUUUUGUUCGCUUUUACCAUUUAACGUGCUCCGUCACAGCUCUGUGUUAGCGAUAAUUCGCACCUGAACAAAAUUUGCGAGGUUUUACUUAGUCACAGGUUUCUCAUCCAUUUUCUGGUCCAUUACAAGGGUCUGGUAGCAAAAUACUCCUUUUGAGCCUGGCCAUCUAACCGUCUGCACUGACAGGUCCGUUGAGAAUUCAUAUCAAUGGACGCAGAAUCGUUUGAUUGUACCCGUACUACCUUAACUGCCACCUCCAAAAUAACUUGGAGACUUCUCCCAUGUCCCUAUAACACGACUUAUGUACUGUGGAGGUAGAAUAUUUCUGAGAUGCCGGGAACAGACACCCAGCUUUAGCUUUUCAACCGUCAUUCGGGACUUGGAACAAAACAGGAACUGAGUUCGAAAAGUUGCCUCGUUUACAUAGACUUUGACGAUGACUUCAUAGUGGCUGUGUUGGCUCUUUCGAAGACGAUUAACCAAGUCGAUUUAAACGGUAUCUUUCUCCCUUGUCCAUUCGAAACACGUGACCCAAAAUGGACCUGUUUCCGCUACGUUUGGGACGCUGAAGUGGAGAAGCACUUUAUCUUUGCCAGGAAUGCAACCCAGCGAAUUUUUAGAACCGGCGACAUUGCUGCCCACGCCACGGGCUUCACUUCAUCCAUACAACAUAUGACUCACUUCGACCAAAGUAUCCAGGCAAUGACGCAGUUGCAAGGGGUUGUCGAGAUAACAGCAGCACCGCUGCGAAUUUAGUUGGUUUUACUUUUGACAAAGGCCUGCGUCCGCGCCAGUUGACUCACAUCAGUUGUGAUGUCGUAGAUAAUCAUAUACUGGACCCAGCGCUGCUGCCAAGUCAGUGAGACAGACAUUUGUGAUGCACUUCGCUAAGUUUACUUAGCGCACUAACAGUUAAGUAUCCGGAUAUCGCCUGCACUUUAAAUAUUGUUUUGGAGUGUCUCAACUGAAUUUCGCCGACAUAUUAACAUGUGUUCUAAUAGUCACCCUUCUCCAGAUUCGUUGGUUCAACAAAGGGCAAUUUUCACAUAAUCAAGAGAAAAUAUUCUGAAGGAUUCUUAGCUGUGGUUUUCGUGGUUAAACGGGCAAUUGGGAUUUUUUGGCCAAUCUCUACAGACCAGAACUGCUUCUGGUUGAUGCAGCUCCUAGUUAUGUCUAGUCUAGCUAGCUUCAGUGCAGUUGUAGGUAGUGCUUCGCAUGCGCCAUGAUCAGUUACAGCGGAUCCUGCGAGCUCGUUUUGUUGUCUUCCCCGACGAUAAAUACUAAAUGCCGAAUUUCGAGAAUCGCCUGUCAAGGUAGGCACUGUUGAGCAAGAUUUUGAGCUGACCCGUUCACCGCCCCCAUUUGGCUCGUUGUGUCAGAUUGAAAUUAGCAAUAUCCCAUUCGUAGGACGUGCGACAAUGGACGUGCCCAAGUCACCUCAGACGUCUUCUGUAAAUGGCCUGAACUAUACGCGUGAUAUUGUCACAGCGAGGACUAGCUUACUCGUCUGAAAUAAAGUCGUUGUGAUUCUCAAAAAGGAACAUUCUUAUCCAUCGUUAGGCAAACACCAGUUUCUGCUUGUCUUCUACGCCCACGACCCAGCAUUCUAAACGGUUAAGGAGGGCUGGCCGAACGAAUGCACGGUACAGGGGGUUAUCUGCGACAACUGAGUUAUCUCAAGAAGUCCAUAAUGGCCUUUGAAGAUUUGCACAGCAUGCGAGCAGCAUGCAUCCAAAUGACUGUGCUCUCAUUCUGUCCGUUUAGUAAAGACUUGUCCCGAGAUUUUUGUAGUUAUCCAACUUCAGCUUACGGCCAUUAACCACGAGGGGCGUUUUUUCAUCACAGAUGUGGCCCGAGGAUACCUUUCUAUUGAUACUCUUGAUGAAUAAAUCGAGCCAUUUGACGAUUUCCACCCGAAACACUAUGUUUAAUAAGCGCCAAAUCGAAUAUUGAAUAGUUAUGAGGUUGUUAUCGACGCGGACCCAUGCAACGGUGGAUCGAUAGUGGGGGUUUGAUCAUAACAAUACUUUUUCCUCGUACCGACUAUCCGCUUUAUCGACCACGUAACUGAAUUCAGCUAAGUCAAUAAAACAGACGGAAGCCUGUCGCAAUCUAAGUCUGAUGCAACCUAAGGACACACUGCCACCCGCUGAAAUCUCAGGAGUUGUCUACAAAAUAAGUUGCAAUGAGGGCGACUGCAACUAUGUUGAGAAGACCGGGCGGAAAUUGCAGGCCCGACUACAAGAGCAUACAUCGGCCACUCGGAGGCCAGAUCCAAACUCUCAAUUAGCAACACACGUUGGAGAAACUGGACAUACUUUCGGUUUUCAGAGAGCUACCAUCUUAGGCCGGGACAACACAGAAGCAGAACGGCUAACACUCGAGGCUUGGUACUGCGAUGCCAACUUUAUCAACAGACAUCUGGACCUUCCUGCAGCCUACAAAGUCCUACGUUAUCACGCCCGUAGAACUCAGCACCGAGUAAGCACACUUGCCUUGAGAAGGCCAUAUGUAGACAGGCCGACGGCGAGUCCACUCGGCGAGGAAGAACCACCGGACUGACCAUCCGACGAAGGUUCAAUCAGCUCCCCCGACGAAGCGGUGACUCACAAAGCACACAGAUAAAACGCCCGCCAACCAUCCCCCGAGAGGCCGAGGCAGCUGGAGAAGAUGAAAAUUGACCAGCAUGAGGCCGACCAACACGACAUGCCACUUGAGAUUUCUGGUCGAUCAAGUGCAUUUUACGCUUUAAUGAUGGGGAGCCGACCAAGCUGUUCGAAACGUCAGCGCCCAAAUAAGCCCGUUCCGGUGAGCCUAUCUUUUCAGACGGAAGUCAGUUGCUGGUAGCCACGACGGAUUUCACGAAUGCUCCACAGUGCAGGUUUGGUCGAUGCAUCGACAUCCAGCUUGGAAUCCGGUUUGGUUGUGUCCUCGUAUUGCGCAUACUUUGAAACUGCUUGGAGUUGACGGUAAAAGUCGUUUCAGAAAUACCGAGCCUUAGUCACCUGUAACGACUUUGUCUCAUAUUUGCUCACUUACAUGGUGGAGCUGGGAAGCCAUAAUCUACGGAAACUUCGGCCGUAGUACCGGUCUCACCAUACGCCUCGCUUUUGUCCAGCCCAGUAUUUCUUCUGCGCUUUUUUAGGGGGCGAACGUUCGCACAUGGGCCGAAAAAAGACAUAAUCUUGCUCCUGAGGGUAGAGUGAGGGGUGGUUGUUAUUGCGGUUGGGAAGACGUUCAAAGUGCUCGUGCGAGUGCUCGACUUUGACCGAGGUGUUAGCAGCGAAAUCGCCGUUUACGUGACAGUGAGUCUCAGUGCAGGGGACCCACCACUGACUUGGCAGAUGUCAUCGACGUUUGGAGUCUGGUCCAUGGGUGUGGUUAUUUCCAUUAGCCAGAAGUUGACAGCUUUCUGACAGCAACGCAUGCGGGGUUUGUGUAACGGCCUACUGCGUUUGCGUCGACUGUUUGAAAUAACUAACGAUAAACUUCCUUUUCGUUAUCCGAGUGUCUGCCACCGAUCUGGAUCUCAGACCUGAUGCCAUUCUGGCUUGUUUAUGUACGUAUAUUCCACUCUAACCGUCUGUGUUUGGCGCAAAUUAACAGAGAGGAUUGAAGAAAAUCUAGUCAAGAUUAAAGAUAUUCGAUGCUUUUAUUUGAAGUCGUCCGUUCAGUAAGCUUGUACAAUCGAUUCUGAACUCCUAAUAAGUCGGAAAUGAAUCAUAAAAGAGUAGGUCUUUGCAGCGCCUAGCAGUUAAGUGGGGAAUAGAGCAGAGACCGCUCGUGUUGAAGCCAGACUUCGCUGUCUCGUCCUAAAGACUGGCCAGCGGACCGUUUGGUGCCUGAAAGGUGUCAUUGCGAGCUGUUACCUACAAGGGGAUAGAAUCCGACCCGCAAUACACAUCUCUUCUACUAAUCUUGGAAAAUGCACCAACUAAACACCAAAAUUCUCUUCCGGAGGAAGAGGAAGUCGAAGGUUUUUCGACGCCACUGCCGGUGGGUAUUGGAAAAUUUGCACUUAAAAGACUGGUAGACCGACUUCGAAGGCUAGCAGUCUGCAAGUCAAGACCAAGUCCGACCGGCACAGGCGUAAUUAUCUGUUUUCCUCAGGUUCUCAGGUCUGUUUUAAAUGGACACCUAGUGAUAAGGGGACUGCAAAUAGAAUCAUUGCACAACGCAAGUGUACUCUGUAGUCAGCGUGGUAGUCUGUUCUAGUCCUUCCGUAACUUAAUAGCAGCUCUAAUAAAAGUAGUAGGCGAGCAUUCAUUUUUGAUGUGAAAUGGUUCAAGCUAAUCACUGGAAGCACUUCUCUGGUUUCUUUUGUCAGAAGCCUCUUGAGGUCAGCACAAAAUCUAAAGACGCAAGUCAUGUCGUUCGGUCAGGUCAAUUUCGGUGAAUUUCGAAGGGUUAAGUCGGAACCCUGAGCGGUUCUAAGGAAAAGUCAAACCAAUCGAGUCGAAGGGGUGAUCUGAAAGGAGAGACCUGCAAACCGCACCCGUAUUCCCUUUCACGUAAACCAGGGACACGGCCUACCGAUACUGAAAAGCGUCGGAGAUAGUUCGCCAUUGUCUAGUGUCAAUUUAAACGAAUACGUACUAAGUGGCAAACCAAAAUAGACCACAAUUUGCCGUUGAACGCAGUAGAUUUCAGUAGACCAGUGUCUGCUUGCAGUAAACCUUGGGCCUUGCUAGUCAUUCAUGUAUAACUUCAUUGCUUACCAACACUUUCUGAACCUUUUAAAAUGUUCUCAAAAGUUGGUGGAGAUAUUAUGGUUUUUCAUGCUUUAGGAUGAAGAGGCCAAAACAGCCGAAGUUCUCCAAGCCUUCGUAGAAACCUUCGAACAGCCAAGCAAGGUGGACCGGACGUGGGUCAAAGGUGGUGUAGUCAACCCGGGAAGUGAAGGUACUUUAUGCUUAUUUAUCAAAUAGCCCUUUUCAGAAGCUAAAAUCGACAGUUCCGGUCCCGUAUUAUAUAAGCCAACUCAGAAGUUUGGUGAUAAGACCCCCAGGACUUUGGAGACAGGCGUGGUCGAACCCAAAACUGAGGGUGGGAAGAAACCUGUAAGCGUCUCUGCCUUUUUUACUUUACCCGAAACAGGUUUUGGGGAAGAAGCCCGGUCAAGUUAAGAAGAAAUCGAAUCUUGAGCUUUUCAAGGAAGAACUCAAAGUGUAAGCUGUCUGAGCUGACCUAAUUGCUCUUUGACUAGGAUUCAGGAACAACGCCAACAGCGCCAUCAGAGUCGUGCGUCCGCAAAUGCAGCUAAUGCCUCCCGCGACCUUCCGGGUUCUCGGAGUCGCCCUUCAGAUUCCCACCUAUCUGACUAUGAUUUUGAAGAUUCUAUGAUAGACCAGUCCUUGGGCUUUGGCAGAAGAGGGAUCUCCGAUAGAAUGCGAGAUCGUAUGUUUUCCUUAUCGGAAAUGCUAAUUCUUGAUCGUAGUUGAUUAUCCUUACGACUAUGACGUCGACAGGACAACGACAAAUCUUUUUCUAGGAAACCUCUGUCCUCAGGUAUGUUUCCCCAAUUCACCUGCCCUCAUUGUUUCAUUUUCCACCAGAUGACAGAACAACAGCUAUGCGAAGUAUUCGGCCGAUACGGUCCACUGGCCAGUGUAAAAAUUAUGUGGCCUAGAACAGAAGAACAGCGUGCCGUUGCCCGUAACUGUGGGUUUGUAGCUUUUAUGAACCGAGUUGACAGUGAACGGGCUAUGGAACGUCUUCGAGGUGAGUUUCCGGUGUAUGUUACAUAGCUUUCGUGUAUCACUCCGUUUCUUAACUCUACUCAUUAGGUUUGAGGACUAGUUCAAGCUUAGUAUGCCCCAGGAGACCAGCCAUCUGUUUUGUCCCCGGGUUUUUCUCAUUAAUUCACCCAGAUCACCCAAAUUUUUGCCAAAUCAGCACUUAUCUAGCUAGUCGUACCGCAACCCUUUAUAACCUCAAUUAAGAACAUAACACAAAACUCGGCGACACAGAGCAUGGACAUAUCUUAAAUUUAUAUCCUUUUUAACUAUCCCAAAGCCGUUGUCCUUUCUCUCCACAAUCUAAAUUCAUCAUUUUUUGAGCUCACCUGUGUUACGGAUUGUCGUGCGUACGCCUCCAAGCCUGAAAUUGUGUAAACUACCCGGUUUACCGAACGUCUAUCCUUCCUUAUUUUUGGUGCCUUGUGAAUGUUUGUAAUUCCUGCCUUAUCGUACUACCAUUUCCUUACCCCAUUAAUGUCUCUUUCUGCUAACCUGUUUAUACGUGCACCUAGGGAAAGAACUGUUAGGCUAUGAAAUGAAAUUGGGAUGGGGUAAAAACGUACCAAUCCCAGCUUAUCCUGUGUAUAUUCCUCCUCCUCUCCUGGAACUAAUCAAACCUCCUUCGCAGAGUGGACUGCCUUUCAACGCCCAACCCAGAGAGUGGCUGAAAUCCGUCCGAUCUGCAUUGAAAGAACGUGCAAAACUUGUUACCGAAUCGGUUACCGAAGGCAACUCAAACUCAUCGGUUCCCCCAAUUCCUCCGGCUGUUGACCGAACCCCAUUCAACAUUCAUACUAUGUCUAAGGAAGCCUUAGAUAAGGUAGGCUUUUAUAAUUCAAGAAGGAAAUUAAGACAUUUUCGGCUCAGCCGUGUUUUUUUUUUGCCAAUUUCAUAAUGACAUUUUUUAGGUAGCUUGGCUUUCAGGAUCCUCCCCGUUUCCUUUUUCCUGUUUGACUCACAUCCAGCUGCAAAAAGAAUCCGGAUCGUCAAGUGAUUAUUCUUCGAAAAAGUUACCAAAACUUGUCCCCGUCUCUAAACAGACUUUAACAGUGCUCGAGUACUCUGGAAAUACACCAGCGCCUCUUUUGCUAGUUGUUGUCAGUGAGACUUUCGUCCGAGAACACCUUAGUCAACCUUCUCGUCUUACCGACAUUCGUAUAUUAAUUGCAUUUUCCCCUCCCUAUGGCUUGUCCAUGUAAAGAAUGAUGACCACCACUGUACGGUAUUGGCGUGUGCGUUUCAUGGGCUCUACUGUACUCGAGUUCCUGUGCUCACAUAUGCUACUGAAGUUGCUCUGCUUGAUUUAAGACUACCAUCACUGAACGAAGACUAAAGUCCCUGGUAGUUAUGAGGAGAGCGACUCCUGGUGUCUCACUCCUGCUUCCUAUCAGGGCUAUGCACUCACCAACUCUGUUCGCUGAUAGUGGGCUUGAGUCCUCAGCACGCGUUGGCGACUGCCCUGGUGUUACAUCACGUCGGCUUUGUGUAUUCCGGCUGUUGGCUGCUGGCGAGUUCCUUUGCUUGAAUUCCGCCCGCCUUUGCCGACUUAAGUGCCAAGAGAUCCGAGUUGAGUCUGAAGAAGAACUCCAAGACGGAAAUAGGGAUUUCAGUUUUCGCUGUUGGAGAUAUGAACCCAGCCACGGUAUACGAUGAAACUCCUAGGCUAGUGGGCAAUGCCUGCUGCUACUAAUCGAACUCCCUGCCAAAGGGACACUUUAAAGAUGGGACCGACCAUUACAUCCGUUUUAAGUACUGCCUUCAUAUACUUGAUCUUGUAAAUCAGUCCGAAUACCAAUCUGCGCAUAUACGAGCCUUUUGUCAAGGCAAUAUCCUAUGAGGAUGGGAAAUAACCCUUGAGCCUCAAAAGUCAUCCAUCUCGGAGGAAUACUUGGCCGGCGGUUCUUGCCCACCACUAUUGCAAUUGGCACAAUAAGUUACGCCGCAAGCGACAGCUAUACUACCGGUCAAGGAUACCGUUCAAAUGUACUCCCUGCCAGCCAACUCAGAGUGCUCGGUCGUGUGUUGUUUCGAUCUGAAGAGAAAAUCUUUGGUGUCACUUGACUCGAGCCCGGUCCUCGUUGGCGAUGACAUCGAGUUGGACGUUAGUUGGCAGGCUGCAAUGCGGCCUAAAAGCAUCCGUCGUCCCCGUGAUCUGCAUGACUGAUUUGCCAACUGGCUCAACUUCGCUCAGGGGUUAGGCGCUGGCCGACCACUGUGGGAGGGGACAGUUUGCGGUGCACCCAACCUGAAGAAUAGGGUCGGAUAAAUAAGUAACGAUGAAUGUCGUCACCAGUAACAGUAAGCUAAAACAAGCUCAUAAAGUGGAGUAGCACAGCCCUUUGACUCAUCGAAACCAGGCUCUUCUUUUAAGCUGAUGAUGCCAUUUUUUACAAUUGCUGACUCGACGUACACAACUUUUUCGGGCUUAGUAGUUUUAGUCAAGCAUUUUGUUUGGUACUGAAGUGUUCAGCCCGGUCGUUUCCGAAAUAUGGUUGUUGAAUGCCAACAAAUGCUCACAGUACAUUCGUACAAACCGACAGGCUUCAUUACUAUAAUUUUUGAUUUCUUUAUCUGAAAACUAACAUGCAUGCGGUUUUUUUCUAGACGCUUUCGCAAGCCAUAGUCAAGGUCGUGGUCCCAACCGACAGGUAAUUUCGAACGAGCGCAUAUUCGACCAACGCCCUCUCACCCUCUUUUAUUUAGGUCUCUGCUUGCUGUGAUUCAUCGUAUGGUCGAAUUUGUUGUCCGUGAGGGUCCUCAGUUUGAGGCGGCUAUUAUGCAUCGAGAGGAGAAGAACCCACAGUUCAGGUACGUGCUGUCUUCUUGUCGCAAAAACAUUUUGUAGGUUUCUUUUCGACUUUCAGACACCGGAGCACCUGUACUACCGAUGGAAGCUAUGGUCUGUACUUCAUGUAAGAAGAAUUGACUGCUGGCUUGUUUUGUCCUGCGUUUACGUGCAUAAUGUUCUUUGCACUAGUACUUCCCAACUUCUUCCUACGCCACUUAUCCAGACAUGCUUUUUUCUCAAACUUUCAAUAUGCCCGCAUCUCCUGGCGCUAAUUCCCCUCGAACACAAGGGCGAUCAUCAUCCUGUCGUUGUGAAUGCGGUGCCCAUAGAGUUCAGUCUGGCCAUUAAGUGGGCUUUCUGAGUGGGGACGUAUCAGAAUAUGUUGUCGGUGUUACAUUAUAUUCGUCUUCCUUCUACAUCCAAUAUUCUUCAGCUUUAACAGUUGCUAACCCCACUAUCAUGGCAGACUGCCAACCCAGCCACUCCGGCGCGAAUGUCCGCCAGGAUGUGUAGCAAACUCUGAUAUAUCUUCGAAGAUUGCAGCGUACUCCCUGGGCAUUAUAUUUGUAAUGACUCACUGUACAGCACAACUGAGAGGCCAGACACGUGUUUUGCUGAUUGCCUGUCGCAGCAUGACAGCUGCAAAGGGUUCGGCUCAUCCGUGGGUCCCCCUGCGUUCUCCGUGUAUCUUCGAGUGGAUACUCCAGUUGUGGAAUUUCAACAGUUUGUUUCUACGUCGAUUUUUUUCUGUACGAUCGUAUUGAAAGGCAUUGGUCGAACACCCGCACAACGUGGCCACUCCAACAGCGUGCAGUUUGUGACUGUCAGUAUUUUGCUGCACACGUGAACCACUUCUGCACUCCAAAAUCUGUUUGACUUGCACUGACGGCGGGUUGUACAACAUGCCACCUAUGCGUUUAUUGAAGUCUAUUUCGGGUUGUUUCAUAAGAUUGGGCUCAAUAAACACUAGGAAGGACUUAAGGUUAAAUAGGGCUGGAUGAUACUCAAAACCUUGUGUCGCUCUGAUAGUCACAUUGGAAACGUCCGAAUAUCUUUAUAUGGUGGCGGGGACCCUACGUCGUUUUAACGGCCUUUGUUCAAUCGGAAUUGUCGCUCCGGCGCCGCUCGUGUUCUGCCUUUACUAAGAGAGAAUUCAACAGGACACACACGACUUUACAGCCCUGUUCGUCAGUAAGCUUCAAUGCCUGUGGACUUAUGUUGGUCGAGGGCGAGCAAGCUGCGUUCGCAUUCACGGCACUUACACGCUUCUGUGAGUUUGCGUGUGGUACGGAGACUUUAUUCUCAUGCCGUCCCUAGUGUAAUCCUCCCAGUCGGUUUGAUUCGAACAAAACAGUUGGACACGGUAUUGGGGGGGGGGAUUGAGGUCGAUCUAGCCAUAGAGCUAAAUGUACUUUUUAAACCAUCACGACGCGCUGUAAAUCAUGAGCUGGAAGGUUUAUAACAGGUUAGACGGCACGGUUUCACUCAGAACUGGAGGUCAAGCAACAAUGACCCCUUUGUGAGAUCUUAAAUGACAUUCACGCCUAUGUGAGAUCUCAAAUGGCGUUCUCGCCUGUGAGAUAUGGAACCCUUUCACUGAGAAGUAGCUCGCGUAGAGUUGAAAACGUACACCUUUUAGCUUUGCCAGCCGCUGCAGCGUUGGGACAUGAUGAGUGUUGGAAGAGAAGGAGGCCGAUGUUUUGCAGGCCAUCACCAUAAGCGAAUUGAUGCAUCACCGCGCCCUCCUGGAUGGUUGUGGUCAUCGUCGAUUGAGAUUUACAUAUUUACUAGUCAUAACAUCCCUGAAGGCCUGUCCUAUUUUUACUUGUCGCACUAAUCUUAACUAGUAUUUUGUUAAUCACAUCGUUGUAGUACUGUUACGUGGAUAAGGAGGGAGCUUUUUGCAGCACAUCGCAAAUAACCUCCACUUGUUAGCUGACCAGUCCGUCUUAAAACCAGCUUACAGGGGUGGAAAUAAUUUCAGUUAGACAGUCGACUAUCGCCUGGUGAAGUAAAGACUGCAGAACGUUGUUUGGCAACUCUUGUACAACGUUGGUUCCGGCAUUUUUUCCAAAGCCCCAGUCAGAGUGACGGAUUUUUCGUUUAGCUUGUGUUUCUGUACUGAUAUAAAAGCAAAGCUCUGCACUGGGACACCUAGUCAGUGUAAAAAGAAGUUAGCGGUAGGGUUGGCAAUAGGGCGACGAUCACCAACAGCCCGAACCGUACCAAGUAGUAACCAUCUCCGCGACAUCAUGCCUUCUGCAUUUGUUGUGCGACCCACUCUUAUUUUUCCACCUUUUCAUCGUAAGUAAGCUUUACCAUUUAUGAGCAGUCACUGAAGGAAAAACUUAGGUCGGAAGCCUAUAGAGCUCACGGAGUUGCAGUAUGGCCACGAAAACCAUUGACAGAGUUUACCAGGGGUGACCUAAAGUCCUUUUAUUAUGCCCCAUUACAGGUUAUAGCCAAAAGCCCUGAUAACCGCUUUGCAGGUUCAUAUUGACCCAACUGUGAAAAAAUCGUCGCCUCGGUGGGAUUCGCACUCACGACAGUAAGGGGAAGGUUUUAAUACAGCCAACGCUCUAACUACCUGAGCUACGAGGCCCCGCCGGACGACUCGAGUUUAAUCACAUUUAGGUCAAGUUUACCCGCCCAACCUACUGCAACGUCUGGAAUCCACCAAAUCUGAUACAGUAAGUUGACUGCCCAAGCAGGAUUUCCUAAGUAAAUCAUCUAGAAUCCACCAGAUGGCUACCAGGCUUCACGUAAUUGAUAAAUUUUUGGCAGAUUUUGAAUAAUUAAUAUUGACCCGACUGUGAAAAAGUCGUCGUCGAGUUUUUUACGGUUGGUCAAUUACUUGGGAAAUCCUGCCUGGCUAGUCGACUUACAGUAUCAGAUUUGGUGAAUUCCAGACGUAGUCUGGGUAACUUGACCCAAAUGUCAUUAAAUUCGCGUCGUUCGGCGGGGUCUCGUAGCUCAGGUGGUAAGAGCGUUGGCUGUACUAAAACCUUCACCUUACUGUCGUGGGUUUGAAUCCCACCGAGAUCUAUGACUUUGCAGAUUGUCUAUGACUGCGUGACGCAACUGUUAGGUGUCUGGAUCAUCUGUAGCUACUUGCACUACCUCAGCUUUAAGGCGUGUCUGUGGUUGUACGGCAGACUUGCCGACCGCGUGAGGUUAUUCCCCUGAAGCUAGUUGCGUCCACAUUAAAAUUCUGACUGAACCCAGGCACUUCAGUCUUCGCGAAGUCUUGGUAGUUUCAGACGUUUUGAAGUUGUACCAAUAAAGCCUACUUAAAAUGUUAAGUACCAUUAAUUUUCCGGAAUUAAGCUACAUGACCGGACAAUUUGAGGAAGUUCACAAACCCAGUCUGCUGGCAUGCCCCUCUGAUUUCUUCAUUCCCACUUAUUCAUCGUUGUUUCAUCCGUUCAGGGUGAGUCCCUGACAAAGUGGAGUCCAGAAGAAUUUCGCAUGUUUGAAGGUGGACCUCUCUGGCGACCACCUCCGAUGAACUUUUUCACAAAUGGGAUGCCGGAUUAUCUGGUUGAAGAGGAUGACUACCCGUAUUCCGCCAGUUACGUUCCCCAACCUUGCAGCCACCGGAUCUCGGAGGAAGCACUCUAGUGAGUAAUUGUUAUCCUGCUUGUCAGCUAGGUGACUCUAUAUGGAGAGAAAAGGGACAUUUUCGACUGAUGGUUGUGACUGCUUAUUUUAUUAAAGAAUAUCGACUAUUCCACGAUAACCACUCGCAAACUUCUCAGAGCCAACAUAGCAUCACUUUGACCGAAACCUCCGUGCAGUACGCCUACGUGUCGUUUUCCUAGUUUUCAACAGAUUUUCGCUUUAAUAGUUGUCUAGUUUUUUUAAAAAAAACGGAAGACAUCGAUUAACCUUGUUUAAAUUGACAACAUUUAUGCGAAGUCCCCGCUGUAGGUAUCCUAAAUUUCGAUUUAUGCUAGCAUAAUAACUACGCGUAAGCAGCUGAACCGACCAAAAGCGUUUAUUAUAAGUUAUUAAAAUCGCGAUAGAGUGCGUAUUUCGUUAAGGCGAGCUGGCCCUCUAUCAGGGAAACGUGGUUAUGAUUAUUUUCUGACACGAAAGUUUUACAUUCGCACUUACGGCCAGUGGGUGAUCGCAUAAAGCCUUGGUCUUCGGAGGCCCAAGCACUAGUCUAUACUAGGCAACAGCCAGCAUCCCACGAGUUGAAAACAGCGAAAUACUGCUAUAAUAAAAAGAAGGGCAAACUGCUUGCCAAUAGAUUCGAGAAAAAUGGCACAUUCGCUUUCCAGUGUCUCAAACAAGACAUGCAUUCGUUAGACGGUAUGCCAAAUCGAGAAUGUGAGUGCAAAUAUCAAUUCAGAAGCUUGUUUAUUUGAUCGUACUAAAAGAAUUUAGUAUUUUUCAAGGAAAACGAUCAUGUACGACCCGGUUUCGUUAAGCAUGCGACUUGGUCAACAUGAUAAUUAGUCACUUGACGCGCACCCCCACAAUCAAGUCAUUGGCGAUUAAUUGUUCAGCCUCCCACACACGCCGUGUUCCCCUAGUAAAAGAGUACGGACGGCUGUGAAUUGACCUGGGUGCAUUGGCUCACCCGACAAUGCUGCUACCUAUGCGUGCUGCAAGGAAGGGACUUCACGCGCUCGAAUCUCAUUUCAGUGAAAGCUGCAAUACGGCAACUAUAAAAGGAGACUUUUAUAGUCUAACUGUCAUUUCGGAGUACUGAAUUAGCUUGUCGAUUGAGAACCUCCUAGGUCUCAACUUUUAUCUCAUGUUGGCAGUUCAAAAGUGCGUUAGGUUUAUUUUAGUGAGGAAAUGGCACUCACCGUCGCGCAAUGAACCAACAACAAGGCACUGUCAAGGUAGCUGAGGGCGAAGUCGGGCGCAGUAAUCGAUGUGCCGUAAAGUUGCUGCCCUUCAGACCAGCAACGCAAGUAACUAAACUGUCCAGUAGAUCGAACCUAAAACCGCCUGUUUUUAACAUACGCGGUGGCUGACCGCGACCUUUUACCAUGCAUACCACAGACUUGAAAAUGCAUAAAUACUUUUUGGACAUAUUUUGCCUCAUAUUGAUCUUACAAAUAUCCGAUGCGUUGAGUUGAUGAACAGCGUCCAGCAGGAAACCCAGUUCUCGACUAAAUCGCCUUUUAGGUCUUUUCCUGUUUAUGCUGCUGUCUGUCAACGGCUUAUUUCUGAACUGUGUUUUUAUUCGUUUUCUGAUUUGUUUUCAGCACCGAAGAACGACUAGAUAGUGACUCUGCAGCUAACUCCCGACGCACUGGUCUCACUGAGGCCCAGCGCAACCGUCUUACUAGUUGGAUCAAUGACUUAGAACCAAGUAAGUCACAGUUGGGCGAGUUGAUGCUGUGGUGCCUGGAGCACGCUGAAUCCGCCAAUGACAUUGCUGACUUGAUUGCGGCCUCACUAAGACCGGCUUCACAAGGUGAGUCGGCUGCAAAAGAAGGCAAGGAGAAGUCUGGCGAAAAGUCAGAAGAUCAGGGCGCUACUACCAUUCGACCAGCUACUACCGUAUCCGCUCUUAUUGCCCGUCUCUUCCUGCUCUCUGACAUUCUUUACAAUUCGAGUGCGAAGGUUCCUAACGCCUCCUUCUAUCGCAAGUGGUAUGUUGCAAGUACUGUCCUGGAUCAUUCUCUGCCAGUGACGUUUUGCCGAUACUGCGUGGAAAAUUGCCGUAGUGUCAGAAUAUCGUCUGUUCUAAGUAGUUGCUUCAGAUCUAUGCUUUUUUUCUUUUCCACAUAUGGAGGCUAUUUCUCACAAACUUUUGUCGCUGGCUAUACUGUUUUCAGCGCCCGCCCAACUUACAAAUUGCCAAGACCACCGAUUUCAACUUCUCACCCAUCUAAGUACUUAACUGUAUCCUUCGUAGCAGAUCCCCUUGACUCCCACUUCUUCUGCUCCCCUAGCAUUCCUCUUUAGUGAACAGCAUAAUUGUUGCUUGAGUUCCCACAACUGUGCUGGACAUGUAGCUUGUAAUUGUGAUGCCGCCAGGCCCAUGAGAAUUACCUCAAACAGAGGCCUGGUUGACUAUAAGGUUGUGUGUCUUGAAAUUGUUUCUACAAUUAACCUACUUAUAUGGCCUUUUAUACAAAGCGCUCUUGAGCAGGCGUCGGUGUCACAAGCAGGAGGACUUUGUUUUAGACAUAGCUCUUCUCACAAUCAACAGGAUGUUAGAGGAUUUUGGGUGUUACUUUGUGAUUUUGCUGUAAUGGCCACUGAAGGUUCCAGAGGUUCGGGCAGCAUUUGGGAAAGUCAAGUUCGUGCGAGACCAGGAGUUGGUCAACCUCACACCAGCCUGACAUUUGGAGGGACUGUUGCGCCCUAGACCGACUCCUAACCCAUGCACUCCGGCUCGCGCAUGUUGCACCUUUAUUUGGGUCAGUGGCAAAGUAAUGUACACGAAAUUCGUCUGCCUGAAAGAAUGUUCACUGGCCGAAACGGAACUGAGUAAAUAAUAGCAGUGAAUUGUUAGAUUGGUCUGCUCCGUUUUCAGGUGAUAAGUAGUUAGUAGUUCCUCAGAAAAUUGGAUCCUUACUAAGAUUUAUCCUCUUAUAUGGGCAUUGUCUCCUAAUACCCGGCGCGUGAGCUCAUCGACUGCUAAGUUGUCCUCAGCUGUGUUUUUCACAAGGGAAAAUGCCAUUUGUGAAAUAUAAUUGCUAGGGCACCCUCUAUAGACCGCCGUGUGCACUUUUAACCGGUGUGAUUAAAAUAUAGUUAAGUUCUUAAAAGUAACGACUAUGUCCUCGGCAUCUGAAUGGCCAUUGUUUUAGCUUAUCUAUGCCUGGAUCUACCCUCGUGCCAAACGUGUGGAUUUGCAGUCGUCCUUCUUAUGUGUGUCUGUAUCCGACGUUUACCGCUUAUCGUCCGGCACGCUAUACUCGUGCCUUUUCCGUAAUUUUGUUGACGAAUAGUACUUCCUUUUCCUUUCAGCUUUGAGCUCCGCCUUCCGGAAAUUUUCACAAAUAUUGGUGAUUUUUAUCGGGACCUGGACAGCAAAAUGAAGUCUGAACAACUAAAGGUAACGAUUUCGGCCUUGUCGCUGUUAAUAACCCACCUUUUUAGCAAAAAGUUAUGCUUUGUUUCAGAGCCUGGGAGGAGUGGACAAUUUACUCUAACGACUUUCUCAUUCAAUUGCAAAACAUCUUCCUUGGACUUUUAAACAAUGUAAGCGCCCCUCCUCCUGAUGCCUACUCUUCGAAUGCUGUAUUCGUCUCCCUGGUAACGCGCACCUUCCUGCUGCUUCAUCCCCCUUAAACCGUUCCAGAAUAAGGAUGAUAAUGUCUUUGAGGAGGACGAACUUGCUGGGGUACCAUUGGAUCAGACCAACACCCCGAAUAGGUCGGCAAGUGCUGUAGCCUCGAACGUGGAGUCAAUAGACGGAGCUCCCCUCGUCCAGUACGACGGUGACCCCCUCGAUGUUGAUGGAAGCCCGUUAGACAGUGACAAAAAUGAGGACUACGAGGGCGUUCCACUCAAUACCGCGUAAGUUUCGAGCCGAUGUCUUCGUGAGUGCUUCCACCCUCUUCGCAUCGUUUCGCGCACUCCCUGUUUCCUCCAGACAAUCGUGUAAAUAAAUGGGAGCCUUAACAUUUUCGACUGCAACGUUUUAUGACUCUUCUCUGGCAGAUUCAGUUCGCCUCAAUCUAUUGAAUAUCCGUAGAGGGUUCUAACAAUUUGCUGUUAAAUGUUGCCUAUUUGCUUCCACAGUACACAGAUUUCCUAAUAUUGCGAAGUGUACACAGGGAUCCUUGCAUCUACUUAUUCGUCCUCACAUGCCUAAAUGUUACUUAUUCCUCCUGAAGUAUUGUACUCUCGCUCAAGUAGGUUGCUCUACCCACCCGCGUGGCUUUAAGCACCUAAUCCUACUUGUAGCAUGCAAGCUUCUAUUGUGUUAAUCCUUUUGACCAAAUGAUAAGUGAGAGUCCACGGUGCAAGUCGUCUGUCCAGAUCUCCGUAUCGGUAGGGUCUUCUACUUGCAGUUUUCUGUUUUUGUAGUUAAAUCCACCGACUGCGCAAGUAGUCAUUGCAAAAUGGUUCUCAGAUGCCUGUCUAUAAACGGCCGAAUAACUGCUUGACCCUCGCAAGCACACAGCGCUUUAUCGCUCCUUUAACCUACCUCUGAUACUUUAUUAACUUCAUUGCUAUUCGUUGGUUGGGCUCCAACUGUCUUGCUUCUGGUUCUGAAAUAUAAAUGCUGCUGCAAACGGUCUGCCGCGCGGGAAUUCAGUUUGUUCUUUAUGCACGGAGUGACAGUACCACUCCCAUUUCCCUACAGGGCCCACUCACCACCGACAAAAUCAACUCGGGCGGAUACUUCAGCCGACCCGCUUCCACUCUUUAUCCGCAGUAAGUGGGAGUCUGUUGAUCCCUCGUCGGCAGCGGAAGAAGCGGUGACGUCAAAUCGGUGGGAUAUUUUUGCUGAUGCUGCUGAGUCGGAGGUCACCAAGCCUUCUAACCUCGAUGAUGAGGAUGUUGAUGGAAAGUAAGUUUUCCUAAUUUCCAUUUUUGAUAGGUUUGCUUUGCCGAGAUGUUAUUAUUGUAACAAAAAAUUGAGGUACAGAGGCCUGUUGUUAAUCCCCUGCCUUUAGGGAUGAAGGGUUCCAGAUAGAAGAUAGUAUUGACUUCCGGUUACUCAAAAACCGUCGUAUUUUCCGUACCAUAUUUUAUAAAUUGUGCAUAUGCAGGCAACGGGAAUUGUGAAAUAUAGUGGUCUGAAAAUUGCACAAAAUCGCCGCGUACUUUCCAAGAACAUGUAAUUUAGCCUUUUGUGGAAUUUAAGUGUUAAGAAAAAUAGUAAGCAAUGGCGCAGGCGGAAGCCAAUUCGAGAAGGUUCAUACGCCAAUUAAAUGGUUCUAUAAGUUUUCAAUUAUAACAGUACAAAAACCUGAACAGUGCUACGGUUUCAGUACAUUACCAUAUGUUAGGAUAAGGUAAGGUAAGGAUAAGUUGCCACCCCAGACCACUUCAAGGUGCAUCUAUUCCUUCACUUGCACCUGUGGAGCAGGUUAUAUUUGUCAAACGAGUCGGCGCUUAUCCAAGAGAAUACGGGAACACCUCCCGGCAUGGCUGGGAAAAGGCGAAACUAGGAGCAUAAGCAGCGCCAUUCUCGCGCAUGUUGUCGAUUCCGGACAUCAUGUAGACCCCAAUGAAGCGUUUCGUGUGAUCUAUAAGGUCCCAUCGAGCUAUCCUAAACCACUGGGCCAGCGCCUGUUAGCAACAGCAGAGGCGGCCGCCAUCAGGUUGCGAAAACCACGGUUGUGCGCACAGAAGAACCACGUUCAGGCACCGCGCCUAGCGGUCGCAGGUCGACUAACGCUGCACUCUCCGCGCCCUUCCGCUUUCACCCCGCCCCUGACACUGAUUGCUAGCAGCCCCCGCCCACAUUCUCACACUCAGCCUGUGUUUUGAGGCGAACUUUAAUCGAUUUAUCUUAUCACUGGCGUGUUUUUACUUCCACCCCCUUCCCAUAUAAUUGUACUGGCCCGACGAGAAUUUAUCGAAAGCUACGUAUGCUCGCCACCCAUUUAGGAGUGUUGACCGCCUAUUUAUGACCGCUAGAUGUCCUGAACUAGUUUUGUACCCUUUUAUAAUCUGAAAAGUCCAUUUACAUGUCGGGUGUGCAAGCACCUGUCGUUGGAGUACCACCGGCCGAUGACGUCAAACAUGCCAACAUGGCCUCUCCGAUGUCCCGAUUUUUGCCGUUGGCCUUGAUUAUUGACUGCUAAGCAAUCGCCUUCGGGGGUCCUCAACCCAGAUCUCUAAGGCAUAGUGAAGUCGCGACGUGUUCCGUCUUGGCAUGAAGGCAACUCAGUGAACUCCACUCCUAUAUGACACUGCACAUAUCGCGAUAGCAGCGGACUGUACAUGUCCGGUAGCUCCAGUGUUAAAACGUUUGCCCUCAACAGUUUGAUCUUCACAGGCAGAGAAGCGCACCACUGUCCCGAGAGCGCGAUGCUGACUUGUUCAUGCGUUUGUUUAAAGUUAGGCAGACUUGCGCAGCAUCUUUAUUAUUUUCAUAUCUGAAAUGUUCCAGUUACAAAACAACAAAGCUUGACAGUCCGUCUACGCCUGCCACAUACCCGGUCCCCGUAGAUCGCACGUAUUAUGCUUCAAUGAGGGGGUCCCUGUUUUCGCAAAGAUGAAUGGUCACGAGCCAUUGCAGUCGGACUCGUGGUACUGCGGAGGACUGAAUUAUUUCAUCAGUUGAGAAACUUAAAUUCUGCGACAUCAGUGCGUCGCGAUGGUUUGAAAGCACUUCUGAUUGUCUAUCUAGCGAGAACAGCAAGUUCUUGUCCGUGUUAAGCCGACGGAGGAUGCUACUGGGUGGAGUGGCUGACGUGGCCUGGAGCCUCUUGCUAUAACCCGUAUCAAACUUACACGGCAAUAGUUGGGGCCUCGUGCAGACCCCUCGGCGUAACCUGAUUAGUUCAUGUCAUGUGCUGGUGUGGCCGAGCGCAAUGCUUGCCUCAUGCUCGAUUUCCUGCAUUCACGUCUCGGUGGCGCCCGCAUCAGGUGAUUGAGUCGUCAAGUGGCGUAAUGUCAUCCGCUCAAGUGCCUCUCUUAGGCAGGCUCAGACGUGUAGUGAGUGGAAGUGCAUCCACGCUCGCGAGCGAGAGAGUGAUUGGUGGACAAAUCCGUUACACAGGACCUUGGAAAUUCGCAAACGGCUUAUUCGUUUCUGAAUGUUCAUCACAGCUGUUGUCGUGGCGGCGGGAUUCGUAGUUUUUUUUUAUAUCUUUGCCCUGGUCUCGUAAAAUUUGCUCGGUGCCCCUUAGGCAGAUAAUAUUCACUACCGACUCCGCUCUUCCAAAAGUGCUUUCCAUCUCGACCAAGUACUUACUUUAAAUGAUGACUGUGUACUAUGGUCCUUAGAAAAACGCGGUUGUUUAGCAAGAAGAAACCAUUAACAUUUUCUAUCAUUGCAGUGCAAGAUAGUCCCAUCAAAAAUGUGUUAGUCCGGUGUUGAGUCGCAUCCAGUGUUAGCCAGCGCAGUUAUAGUUAAGUUCGGUUGUGGUGUAGUUGUGCUUUUUAACUUUACCCGAACUAGCUCGUGGCCUAUCACUUUCCUGUGUGAAAGUUGUUUGUCUUCUACGUGUGGCCGUCCUGUUCCGUCACACUCAACCUUCCUGAGAAUCUCGCGUGGUGUACUUUAAGAGCAGUUUCUCGGAAAGAGGUACUCCCACGUGUUUAACGUAGCCUCGCCGCCAAUUCGCUUCGGCAAUGCACAAAAUUAUUCCUGCCUCUAAUCUUUAAUAAAUCCACGAACUUCUCCCGAGUUUCUCUUGAAGCGCGUUUGCGGGUUCAUUAACUUGUCAUCUACGUACGAUCCUUCUGUUGCAUCGUUCAACUUAUACUUGCUUCGUUAACACAGGAAGUUCGAUUUAAUCGCUAAGCAGUUAAAAUUGCCAAUCUGAAAUAUUUGUUUCAUUCUUCUUAUAUCUAAUUUAUGUCAACUUUGAUCCGCUGCAUGUAGUUCUUCGGUUUUUCAAAUUUAUGUCAAUAGUGCUUCGGCCGCAGUCUCAUUUCAUGAAUCGCGUUGAAGAGCAUAAGCACGGGGCUGUCUGUGGUAGUUGUUUCCGCCCUUAUUAGCGUUACUAGCCUUGCGCCGACCAACAUGUCCGAACAUUUCAACUCUUGUUGCACGUUGUUUGCAGGCCCCUUGACGAGUUCGGCGCGGCUGGUUUAGGUCUUGUCGCCUACGAUGAUGACGAUGCCCUGUCACCUGCAGCGCCCUCCCCUCCACCACCAUCUGCUUCGCAGUCGGUGUCAUCCGCUUCAGCUGCAAAAUCCUCCAGCGCCAUCUCUGAGUCACGCCGAGCCCUCCUGAGAGAGAUCGAAGUUAAAGUGGUCAAGUACCAGGAUGAACUGGAGGCCAGUCGUAAAAGUGGUGACUCUUCGGUCGCGGAUGAAGCCAUUGCUACGGUAAGUCUGCUGCGCGUUUUGUCCGCCGGUCUUUUUCAGCAGAUGUUCCGACUAGGGGAGACAGAACGACGAUUAUUGCCUAUUUUGUUAUUGUCGGCCAGCCGUACGUAAACCUCAUGGCGGGCGGCCGCGGCGUUUAAACCACGGUCCGCAUCGUUGGGGCGGUAGCGAUACCCGACACUACCAAAGUGCUGUAUGUUCACGCUCCAUACCUCCCGAGUUGUGACUUGGCACAUACCGUAGUCACGACAAACAAUGAAUCAUUAGUUAAUAUACUAUUGGGGUUUCAGGGCUGAUAUUCAUGGAACACGCUCUCACAUUACUCAACCACCUGUAACUUGCUUAAGCAUUUUCUAUUCUCUUGCCGGAAGAGCAUAAUACGAUUUUGCUGAAGUAUUUACCUCUUUAACAUGCCUGAAUUACUAUCCACCUGCGUUUGCACGCCUUUCUUUGCAGCAAGUACAACGUUAUCGCGACCGACUUCUUGAUCGACUUGAGACGGAUGAUGCUGCUGGUUCCACAACAGACAACUCACCGUCCACAAAGAAGUCUAAAUCCGGCAGCGGUGGUGGCUCCUCCAAGAGCCGCUCCUCCACCAACCGGGGCGACAGUGCUGCUGGAUCAACCUCGUUAUCCUCGUCAAGCAAGCGACAUAAACACAAGUCUUCUCGGGAACACCAUGCCUCCCAACGCGACCGAUCACCGCCGCGCUCACUGCGGGAUCGUGAUCAGCGGCAACCGCCACGGCGGCGAUCGAGUUCGUCGGAGGACGACGACACCGAUCCCGACCAUCCAGUACCUCCCUCUAAACGCUCCCGACCUGCCAACUGGACUGAAGGUGGUGGCGGUAGCAGCGCCGGUGAGGAGAUUGAGGAGGGCGAGGCCUCCGACGAUGACAGCUUCUCUGUCCACAGUUCCAGCAUCCGCCGUGGUCGGCAUCGCGAUUCUGGGGAGGUAAUAUUGCCACAGUUCACGCGUGGCCUUUAACGUUUUUCCAAAGCGUUUGCCAGCCGUUAGGCUAUCCAACAUGACAGACAUGAUUGAAGAGCGCUUAAAUACGUAACAUACCCCGACGGGCGGCCAGCUAAUCGUUGAUUUUGUAAAGAAGGAGACAGGAUCGCUGGUACGAGAGCUUUAUUAGCCUGACGUUUCGGAUUCCUGCCCGAACCCAUCACCAGUGACAACAGCAAAUACGUAUCUGCUAAUAAAGCCCUUGUCCCAGCGAUCGUGUCUCCUUCACGUCUGCUUCCUGGGACUCGUCUCUUCGCUUCUUUUGGUAAUCGCUGGUUUUUAGCACAGGAAGACUAAACAAGAAAUAUAUUUCGUUAAGUAGAAUUUUAAUGCGUGUACUUUAGGUAGCUAAGAUCGAACGUCGUAACCUUAACAAAAUAUCAUCGACACUAUAAGUGACGAGUGGGACGGUGCUUCCUGCAAAAGGUAUCUCAUGAGAGAUAGAGCCGGUGCUAGAUAGUAGGGCCCACCCAGACGUUCCAAAAUUAUGAUCUCCAACUAAACCUUGCAUGACGCGUAAACAGCGUGGAAUUCUCCUCCAGUAGCUCCCAAAGUUAGUUGCUUCUUCCGUUUCUGGAUUAACGAAAGACUGAGCGGCCUAUAAUGUAGCGCUCCAAGUCGACAUUUGGUAUAAAUGCCUUUGUCGGAAUUGUAAGCUUCACAAGUUUGUCCCACGUAAGCGAACUCCAUCUGCUUCGUUUAGUCGUUCUUGCGCUGCAUGCGUAAAACCAUUAUUCUCACACAGCUGACUUACUAAGUCGCAAAGGUCGUCACCUUCGCUCAUUGUGGUACACACCAACCUCACUAAGCACAGGCCUAUGCGCUCAACAAUAUUAAAAGUAAGUUUAUUGAAUCGACUUACAGUCCAUAUUGUGACUAGUUGAGUAACCACCCUUUUACCUGAACCUACUCCAAUACUCUUUUACAAUGCCCGCCGCAAUCGGUGCAUGCUGAAUGAUUAGUCUUAGCUGGUAAGAAAUUAGUAAUGCCAUUUUUAAUUAAGUUCUUUAGGGAUACAAUGCUCCCUGGGGUCAUUCUCAGCAAAGAUUUGGUCAACAAGUUUUAUUUUCAAAAAUCACCGAACUUUUUGGAGGGGGGUAAUUCUUUCGUAAAAGACCACUUAAAACAGGUUGGGUUGGGCGAGCGCUCCCGGGUUUGUAAUAAAUCCGCUGGUGGCCUCGCAAAUGUCGCCUGUUUUUUUACCGAUAUCUGAUCCCUGUUUUUGAACUACAUUAAGGGUUUAGAAUCUCGGAUAAGGAAAUCUGCAGUUUUGGCGUUUGACCAGUCUUCUGUCUUGCCAAAUCGAACGCCUAGUUGCAUCCGUUCCUGUUCUGACAUUUCAUCCUUUGUAGCUUGCGGUCCUCACCACCGCAUCAAACUUGGUGUUCGGGUAAUCAGUAGACCGGGCGGAAUUCCAUAUGCAGGUGUCUGGAUUAAUUUUAAACCAACUCCGUAUGGCUACUGAUCCAACAAAGUGAACCACUCUACCGAUAUUGUCUUUCCCAGACGACAGGCAGCCUCAAUGUCUAGGGGAGGACGCAGUAGUUACUUGCUCGUGAAUUUGUUUGUAUUAAAGUUGAUUUGUCUGACUUCACACCCACCAUAUCCCCCCCCCCCCAGUCGAGCUGAUUUGGGCUGAAUGCGGACAUAGUGACUGCCGGGGCUGAAGCCACUUAUACGCGCGCCACACCUGCUACUCCACACCUGCUACUCCACACCUUCACCUGUUUUCAAUGUCAGGAUUUCGGACCUUAAACGAGCCGGAGUACCAUUAAGGAGCCAUUGCAGCCUAGCAUUUCGUCACCUAGCUACCUUCCAUGCGCCGGCUUUUAGCGGGCCACGAUUAAUUAUUAUGUAGUAUAAUCCUAUAGUAUUUCGGAUUCGCCAGGAUGUCCGAUUUUGAAUGCACUUCGUUCUGACUUCUCGCAUAAACCGCACUGAGCAAAAGAUGACUACCUAAGUAGCAUGCAUUUGUGCACAUCGACUUGGAAUGCUCUUAUCAUACAUAUGCAACAUAGAAAACAUACACAAAAAUGUGCUUUUUCUACUCGUUUAGUAGAAAACCACAUUGUCUUCACAUUCUAUACCCGGAAAAAUUGUAUAUUGAGGUUUUGAAAAAGUUUCCCGAUUACCGAAUAAUUUUGAGCCUGAUCAGCCGUUGCAUCAGCGUUUAGCGAUUUCAGUCUACAAGUUUCAUGUGUUCAGCGUAAGGAAAAUCAUAUAUUCCUCUAUGCCUUUAGAAGGAUACUGUAUGGAGUUAAUAAGAUUUUGCAAUGGAUACGCGAUGUGUUGUACACUUCACGGGGAACAUUGGUAAACGGACACGUGCGAUGCUGUAUAUGUGGACAUCGCACGAUCUUAAAAAUCUCACAAUUAGAAACCUUUUGAAAACCAAAAGAUAACCUUCCUUAGGGUACAAAAUAUAAAUCCAGUGUGGUUUUCUACUAAACGAGUAAAAAGCAUAUUUUUGUAUUUGUUUUCUAUAAAAUAUGUUUGAAUAUAUAAGACCAUCCCAAAUCAAUGUGCACAAAGGCAUGCUACUUAGGUAGUCAUUUUUUGUCAAGUGCGGUUUCUGCGAGAAGUCAGAAUUGCAUUCACAAUCGGACAUCCUGGCGAGUCCGAAAUACUACAGGAUUAUGCUGCAUAACAGUUAAUCUUACAGCGCCACCUUAUUAAUCCUUCCUAGUUGAAAACGCAUUUCAGAAUUUCGGCCAACGUCUCAUGAGAUCGGCCACGCGCUGUAUCUCAUAUACGAGAAAGGUUGUGUUAGAGCCUAAUUCAAAGAAGCCACUUCGGUCUGGCAGUCGUUCCAAGGGGGGACAGAGUUAUUCCGUAAAUUAGCACUCCUCCCCCUCACAGGCCAUGACUUUUAAUGCCUCACGUUAGUUGUGAACAUGUCGGACUUGGCGUUGAGUUGCCAUCAGUACUUGUCUCAGUCUUCUAUAUUUUUUAUCUGUGGCCUGUUCUUGGUAGGACAAUGAGAUUGGGCGCGGUGCCUGACGUGGCGCGAGCCCAUGUCUGACGCCCGCUACACGUAAUUAAGGUAUUAGUCUAGGACCCAUGAACUUAGCACGACCUGGUCAGCACAUGUCUCAGGCCAGUAGGAGCCCAGCCUUGACCCGCUAAGUAGGUGAUCGGACACUAGUUCUAUUCAUACUGUUUUCACUUUACAGUAAAUCGGUCGGUGAGUUGGCCGACGCGCCGCAAAUGUAUCCGAACUCCCAUAACCUCCAACUCACUUUCUAUCCACAUAAGAGCAUGUUCCUUUUUUUAUUGUCAUCGCUCACAUCUGCUGUGACGCCUAUCCCAUUUAUACACCGCUACAGGCUCGCUCUUCCUGCAAAUCUCCGGCAUCGAGUCGUCGUUCGCGGCGAUCUCGUUCUCGCACUCCCUCGCCUACGCAUCGCCGGUCGUCUGGUGUGUCCUCAUCCAGUCGCAGAAAAUAG
Molecule: messenger RNA, 25099 nt
Organism: Spirometra erinaceieuropaei
Lineage: Eukaryota; Metazoa; Platyhelminthes; Cestoda; Diphyllobothriidea; Diphyllobothriidae
Source: the annotation of a GenBank genome assembly